AUGUCGCUGGUCUCGACGUACAUUGCGCCCACGGUGGGGGCAGCGUUCAUAGGAGCUACAGUGGCAGCUAUGCUCUUUGGGGUUACAACUGUGCAAACUAUACUUUACUUCAAGCGUUAUAGUAACGACCCUGUGUUGACACGACGUCUCAUUUUCGUCCUGUGGUUACUCGACGCGACUCAUUUGAUAUUUAUCGUUCAUGGCAUCUAUACAUAUACGAUCAUGGGAGAUACGGACGUUUCUAUACUGUUUGAACCGGCGUGGAGCUUUACGUCCCAUGUUCUCAUCUCGAGUCUAAGUGAUUUGACUAUUGUUUUGUAUCCGGAUUUGGAAAUUAAGCCAAAGGAAGUGGUGGACGAUGAUAUCCAUUUGUUCGGUGUCUUUGGCGUCAUUCGCUACUGCUCGUUCUCAAUAUGGGGAUUGUGCGUCGGAAACUACUUUUUCAUGCCUGGCCAGCUCUCGAUCUUCCUAUACACCUGCUUUAUCUCCGGAGUUUUAGCAGAUGCCCUCAUUGCUACACUUCUCUGCACUUUCCUGUCACGCCGGCGUACUGGGUUCUCGCGAACCGACUCUCUCGUUCGCACACUUAUGAUUUACAGCAUCAACACAGGAGUCCUCACCAGCAUCUGUGCACUCUUGUGUCUACUACUGUACGCGCUUCAACAAGGAGUGAACAGAUUCUCCUUCGUCGCUGCAUAUCUCAUCUUGCCUAAGCUGUUAUUGAAUGCACUCCUAGCUAGCCUCAACGCGAGACGCACAACUCCGGAGAAAACGAACGUAGAAAUAAUGAGGGUUAUGAAAAACAGAAAUCUCGAUACUGCGCCCACAGCCGUGGAUGAACUCUAUGAGGAAGAUGAAUCGCGUAACGCCAGUACCACAUACGUAGGAGCACCCGUUGCAUCGAGGUCUUCAGACAUCGCGGUUGAUUACGUCGUACCUUCCGUGAUGGAGCUGUUCAAUGACCAGGUUGCAUUGAGUUCUGCUUACCUUGGCGUAGUUGCCUCCUCCAUUCUGUAUGGUUUCAAUAAUAUGCAAACAUUCAUCUACUAUAGACAGACCAACGAUAAGCUUAUCAUGAAGAGCGUGAUCUUCGUUCUGUGGCGAGUGACAUCUUUUAUCGUUAUUGUCAUCGUUUAUGCCCUUACGGACAUUCUCCUCAACAAUCCUCUCCUACUGGUGGAGCCAAUCUGGAGUCUUACAGCACAUUUUUUGAUCACGAGCAUAGUUGGUACGACUGUCAGAGGCGCAGGUUAUUCUCGUUUCGAAUAUGGACUUCCAAAAGAAUUGGUUCAUGGUGGCAACUACCCUCUACGGCUGCUCUGGUGGUUUGGGUAUGUUUACGUCCAUCUCUCUGCCCUCCGACUGACGUUAGAGUUCCUGAGAAGCCUUCUCAAUCUGGGGACUCCCGAUUACUUUUUCAAACCAGCAGAGUUCUCCUAUUACCUCUAUUUUGGGCUCGGAUCAAGUGCUUUCGCGGACGUUCUUAUCACCGCAUUCUUGUGUGUUCUCCUAUCUCGACACCGUACGGGAAUUGCUAGCACCAACUCGGUGAUCAACCUGCUUAUGCUCUAUAGCAUCAACACGGGCUUGCUGACUAGUCUCUGCGCGCUUCUCGCCUUGCUAUUAUUUGCGUGUCUGCCAAGUAUCAAUCUAAACAAGUUUGGUUUCAUCGCGCCAUUCUUCGUACUUCCAAAGCGUGAGCAGAUCUCGUCUUCUCUGGAGCCUGCUAUUGAGCCCUUAUCUCUAGUUUUGUUCUCGUCGUUGCUUGCAAACCUCAACGCGCGCCCGUAUCUUAGAGAGAGAGCGCAUCCCGAUACAGUAUCACUCACGACGACGACUACGACGCGAAAACCUAGGAUUUUGAGACUAUAUCGAGAUGAUUCUAUUAGCCAGCCGAGUUCUAGUCGUCAGGUUUUCGACACCCCCGUGCCAUCACCGACCGAAAUGGAAAUUUUUUCUAUGCAUCAAUUUGUUGGCAAAGAAAUGAAUCGAUGGAAGCCGCUCCCGCGAGUGCACCAAACCGAAUCUUCGACAUGA
This is a messenger RNA of Fibroporia radiculosa, 2037 nucleotides long. RefSeq lists its product as uncharacterized. The record is from RefSeq and is a predicted model, not a curated record. The transcript has 38 exons. The coding region runs from base 1 to 2037 and encodes 678 amino acids. NCBI's taxonomy places the organism in Eukaryota, Fungi, Basidiomycota, Agaricomycetes, Polyporales, Fibroporiaceae.